Durio zibethinus is the source of this 2875-nucleotide messenger RNA. RefSeq names its product dynamin-related protein 3A-like. The record is from RefSeq and is a predicted model, not a curated record. NCBI's taxonomy places the organism in Eukaryota, Viridiplantae, Streptophyta, Magnoliopsida, Malvales, Malvaceae. Gene Ontology annotation, cellular component: cytoplasm; microtubule; membrane. Gene Ontology annotation, molecular function: GTP binding; GTPase activity; microtubule binding.
UAACGGUAACACAAAGCAACGCCUAACCAAACACCGACCUAAAACAAAUUUUUUUGACAAAAAAACGAAAAAUAUCCAAAACUUGGUCGCCAAGAAAUCUGAACUUACUUCAACUCAAUUACACUGCUACUAUCCUUACACUAUCAUUAUUUUAUUCUUCUCCAAGAAUCUUUAUAUUUCUUUUCACUCCCAAAAUCUCCUUUUCUUUUUCAGUGAUUUGCUUUUUAUUCUGCUUCGAAUGGGCGACGCGGUCAAUCCAAAAAAUCAUAUGACGACUUUUCCAAAAACUCCGGCAACUAUCGGUUCGUCGUUGAUUCCGGUGAUCAACAAGCUUCAAGACAUUCUUGCUUCUUCUGGUACCGAAUUGUCCGAUAUUUCGGUACCUCAAGUGGCGGUAGUUGGCAGCCAGAGUAGCGGUAAAUCGAGCGUGCUCGAGGCACUUGUUGGCCGCGAUUUUCUGCCUCGAGGAUGCGAUAUUUGUACUCGAAGACCGCUAGUUUUAAUGUUAGAAAGCCGUCCUCCAAAUUCAGAAGACGAUAGAAGCGAGUGGGGUGAGUUUCGCCACUUACCCGGCCGCCGCUUUUAUGAUUUCUCCCAAAUUCGUCGAGAAAUUCAGAUUGAGACUGAAAGAGAAGCAGGUUGUAACAAAGGGGUUUCAGAAAAACAGAUUCGAUUAAAGAUUUCCUCUCCCAAUGUCCUUAACAUGACCCUUAUCGACUUACCUGGCAUUACCAAGGUUCCUGUGGGGGAUCAACCUAGUGAUAUAGAAGCAAGAAUUAGGAGAAUGAUUAUGGCACAUAUCAACAAUGAAAAUUGUAUCAUAUUAGCUGUCAGCCCGGCAAAUUCCGAUUUAGCUACAUCUGAUGCACUACAGAUAGCUAAAUUAGCUGAUCCAACUGGUUCUCGGACAGUUGGUGUAAUCAGCAAGCUUGAUAUUAUGGACAGGGGCACUAAUGCCUGUAACUUUUUGCUUGGAAGGGUGGUUCCACUUAAACUUGGUUAUGUUGGUGUAGUGAAUCGCAGUCAGGAGGAUAUUAAUAAAAACCGUAGCAUUCAAGAAGCACUCGCAUAUGAGGAACAGUUCUUCCAUGAUCAUCCUGUGUAUAAUGGUGUUUCUGAUCGUUGUGGCAUUCCUCAAUUGGCGAAGAAGCUGAAUCUGAUCCUAGAGCAGCAUAUCAGAAGGGAUCUCCCACGUUUGAAUUCUGAGCUAAACUCUCGCCUGCAUGCAGCUAUGAAAGAGCUGCAGAUGUAUGGAGAAGUUGUGGAAUCAAAGGCAGAACAAGGAGCAAUUUUAUUGGACAUUCUUAGAAGAUACUGUGAUGAUUUUUCUGCUAUGGUUGAUGGAAAAAUCCAGGACAUGUCAACUAAAGAGUUGUGUGGGGGAGCCAGGAUCCACUACUUUUUUCAGUCAAUGUUUGUGAAGCCCUUAGAGGAAAUGGACCCCUGCGAAAGUCUGAGUGACGAGGAUAUUGCAUAUGCCCUUAAAAAUUCAUCUGGUCUACGAAAUGUUCUAUUUGUCCCAGAGGUUCCGUUUGAAGUUUUGGUUAGAAGACAAAUUGCUCAGCUGUUAGAUCCUUGUCAUCAGUGUCUAUGGAUUGUCUAUGAUGAACUGAUAAAGAUCAGUCUGGCUUGUGAAUCAACUGGAUUGCAGAGGUUCCCAUCAUUAAGAAGGCACAUAAAUGAAGUUGUACGAAAGUUUUUAGAUGCUGCUGCCAAGCCUGCUGAGACUAUGAUAGAAAACCUCAUUGAGAUGGAGAUGGAUUAUAUAAAUUCUUCGCAUCCAAGUUUUAUUGGUGGGAACAAAGCUGUUGAGUUUGCUAUGCAGCAGAUGAGAUCAUCUAAGGAGAGAGUUGAUACUGAAAGGGUAUCUACAUCUGAGAAGGGCCAGAUAUCCCAAACUGUUGCUGCUAGCUCGGUUGUGAAUGGUGUGCCUAACCAGCCUAUGCUGGCAUUUUGGCAGGGAAAUCGUCCUCAGUCACAUAAUGAGAGACCUGUAUCAGCUGGUGGCAGUUCAUCCACAAGGACUUGGGGAAUUUCAUCAAUAUUUGGUAACAGGGCAUCGUCUAUGGGGACUGCAGCUAUUGCAUCUCCUGAAGAAACUAUUCACGAAGUAGAGCGUAUGUCAUCAUCAAUCCAACUGAGAGAGCCUCCAUCAAUCUUAAGACCAGUUGAAAUGUCAGAGAAUGAAGCUACAGAAAUAAUUGUCACCAAAUUACUUGUGCAAUCCUACUUUGACAUAGUCCGGAAAAACAUUCAAGACUUGGUGCCAAAGGCCAUAAUGCACUUUCUGGUCAAUCAUACAAAAAGAAACCUUCAUAACACUUUUAUACAAAUAUUGUACCGAGAGAACCUCUUUGAAGAACUGUUGCAGGAGCAGGAUGAGGUCGUUGCAAGAAGAAAGCACGCCCAAGAAAUGUUGUGUAUUUUGAGGCAAGCUGUUAAGACGCUCAAUCAAGUUGAAUCUGAUGUGGAGUCCCAACAUAGGACUACAAACUCAGGUGCCGAUGCCUGUCCCGGAUUGCCAAGGUUUUCGGACCUCACCAACGGUAGGAACAAUUCGUCUUAUAUAUCAUCAUCCAGUAAGCCCAGAGCUCGGAAAUUACUCUAUUAGGAAGAGCCAUCAUUGUCUCUCAACUCCAAUGGUGGAAUGUAUGUCUAGAGUCCCACUGAUUGAAUUUGUUGCAAGUCGGGUGAUUAAUUAAUCCCUCGGUUACACUUUACAGAGAUUCAUACAUUAAAAAAGUGAAAUUUGGCUAAUUAGAUUUGCUGUUUCAAUAUUCUUUUUCUACAUAUGACUCGCAAGGGACUGUACUGUUGAGCAUAUUGCGGCUGGUUGUACAGUGUAGAAAUAGCAUGCUUGAUAUAUUGCCUUGUA